Phlebotomus argentipes is the source of this 2617-nucleotide messenger RNA. RefSeq names its product protein fuzzy homolog. Bases 97 to 1275 code for a protein of 392 amino acids. Gene Ontology annotation, biological process: vesicle-mediated transport; non-motile cilium assembly. The record is from RefSeq and is a predicted model, not a curated record. The transcript is spliced from 2 exons. NCBI's taxonomy places the organism in Eukaryota, Metazoa, Arthropoda, Insecta, Diptera, Psychodidae.
GCCAUUUUGCAUCUUUUUCCAUCAGUCAAAUAAUUAAUUUACCCAGUUGUUGCCCUCCAUUGACCCCAUUCUUCCGUCCAAAAUCCCCCGGGAGGCAUGUCAAUUCAAUUAAUAUGCCUUACACUGUCCGGUGGCAUCCCGAUAUUCACGCGCAAGAAAGGAGAAGGUGAGAAUCUCUCCUUCUCGACCAUUGGAUCUCUCAAUGGUGUUCACAUGUUCUGCAAAAGUCAGGGACAAAAUCUGAGGAGUACAGCGUGGGAUGAUGGCCUUCUGGUGUGGCAGGAGUUCGCAGACACCUUCCUGGUCGUGGGUUUUGGCCGGGGAAUUGGCGAGAAAGUCCUCAGGCGGCUAAUAAACUCCACUUUUAGCAGCAUGAUCUUCACUGUGGGCCUGCCAGAACUUGAGAACUAUCACUCAGUGGAGCGCCUGAAGAGAGAACUCCAGCCGGCCUGGAGUGUCAUCGAUCAUCUCCUCGAGAGUGCAGAUUGUGAACUCAUUGGCUUUACGGAUUGCAUUCUCAGUCCACAAAAUGCAGCAAUUCUUGAAAAACUGACAGAGUUCUGUGGUCAAUUUGGCUCAGAUUAUGCUUGUUUAAUGAUCCGACAGAGGAUUUCCGCUGCCACCGAAGCCUGGUGGGAUUUGCACCCCGAUGAUCGACAGCUUCUGUUCACACUCAUUGCCACUUCGAGUUCCCUACAAAAGGACACGCCAGUGUUUUUGCCGCAGAAGAGUCCAACGAUCGCUUACAGACUCGUGUCAAUUCCUAUUCUGCAAAACAUCAAUAUUUGCCUCUUGUGCGGCGCCGAGCCGCCCUACAAAGACGUUGAAAACCUGGUGCAUCAGGUCUGGCGGCCAGACUUGAAGACACUGGAGUUGGCGGAGCAGUGCUUCCCACGCAAUUUUCCUGCCAGUCUGGAAUUGGACGCAGGAAUCUUGGGCAUCUUGCUGAUCAACCGCGCCCAGGCAAAAUAUGUGAUCUCCAGGAACAUUCAGCAAUCCAGCACGGGCAAGAGAAGCGUCUCCGGAGCCCACCGACUGGACAUCCUGCGCACCUUCUUCCACCAGGCAGCGGACAUGAUUGACGACUACCUGGGCAACUUGGCCGUGCACGCAGAGUCCUACUGGUGCUCGGAUUACCACAAGUGUCACGCGCUCGUGCAGGAGGACAACCUUAUUUGCGUACUAUACGUGGCGGCAAUACCCACGCACACGAUGCGUCUGAUAUCGCAGAAGACGCUCAGCAUGAUUGUGGGCAGCAAAGAUACUUGUUGGUAAUUUUUUUUACUAUUAAAUAUUCUGCUAUUAACUCUAUUCGCAACAAUUAAUUGAUGGAUCUACACCAAAAAAUUCAUUUUUAAAACGAUUUUACGUUGAUUUGAAACCAUUCAAAGUCAUAGUCAAUUCAUUGCAAACUUCAGGGGUUUGUGUCUUCACUACGCAAGUAAAAGGGUGAAAUAAUUUGUGAAAACAAUUAUUACACAUCUGAUUAGCGGUUUUCCAUGGCGCUCUGUGGCAAAAAAAAACACUUUACAAGCCUUCCAAUUGACCAAACACACCUAUAAUGAGCGAUAAAGAACUGAGAGAUUUCAAUUUGGCCCCAUAAUCUUGAUUUAUGAACACCUCUCAACAUCUACAAUGUUUUCCCGCGAUCGUGAGAUAAAAAGCAAGCUGCUCUUAUCAAUAUCCAGGGGACUCCGCGAGCCCAUUGUUGCCCCCGUCGUGCUGUUUCCACACGGAGCAAAAAAAAACUAUCUCUUUUUAUGCUGUUUAUGGUGACAUGCCUGGUAAUUUGGGGGUCAAUCGCGCUCUGAGAAUCGCGAUUGGUUGGUCUGUCGCAUUUUCUGUGGGAUGAUCUCACACACUCGCGUGAGACUCAUGUUUUUCCACCACAUCAGUUCUGUCUUUUUAAUCUCUGGCCAAAUUUCCCUGGCAACACAUGAUGAAUUUUUGAUUGCUCUACUCUCCAAACCUGAGACUAAGGGAAUUACUGUGAAGUGACCGAAAAAUAUGAAUUCUAAAAUACAAAGCUUUUGCUCACUUUCGUAGAUCUCAUCACAAAGAUUUUUCUUAAUUUUCAUACCCUUUUCACCGUAGAUUUAUCGUGUGAAAGGAUUCAGGUGACAAAUCAAAUACUUCAUAUUGGCGUACGUAAAGUAUUUCGACAUGUGACCUCGAAUCUAAAUUCAAGGCAAACGCAAGAUGUGCGUGUAGCAAAAUUGGCAAAAAUGAUGGUUAUUUUAAAGGAAAAAUGUUGCUAAACAGAUGAAAGAACUUCACCUUGAAAAUGUCCACCAGACAUGCCAGUGACGCCCAAAAAUCUGUCAAUCGCUGAGAUCUUUUUAAAGCCACAGUAACGCCGGAGAUUUUUUAAAUUAAAUAAUAGCAAUUGAACCAAUUUCGACUGUGAUGUUUUUUUGCCGUUCCUUCCAAGACGCGCGCGUUGCGCAAACAAUCCCGCGGGUAGUGCAAAAAAAAGAGUGGCGAGAAAAGAUCCAUGGGGAGAAAUUGUUUGUGGUGACUCUGUGUUGACCAAGAUAACCCACUAGAGAGAGAGAGAGAGUCCAACACAUUCGCAACGGGAUUUCCAAUAAAAGGCGGCGGAAGAGGAAUUUCUGGG